AUCAACUGGAGCAAACUUUUGUUCUUCACGUUCCAACUUUGCCCAGUCGGGUGGGGUCUUCCGCUUCGGAAGGCUUUCCCCGGGACUCAUACUACCGAAAAUAUUACCGCGUCAAAGUCUCACUCGAGGGCAUCCGGUCGGAGCACCAUCGCCCCUCGGCGAACACUCCGUCUCGCCGAAGACUCCUAACACUCCGUGGUAGUACCUAGGCCGUAGGAUAAGAUAGGGCGUGAAAGGCGUACGCCCAAGCCGACAUGUUGGGCGCCGAGUCCCGCUGCUACGCAGAGGAGGGAAGGGACGCUCUCCCGCUCCCGGCGGUCACACCGCAGGCCCGGAAAUAAGAUCCCGGCCGUGUUUGCUACCAUUGUUUGCUAACGAUUUCCCGUUGGUUGCAUUGUGACACUGCUUCCGUAGACGGGAGGUUCUUCAAUCUCGGCAGUCGGGGUGAAAGAUAGGGCGAUUUCGGCGCGAUGGUUGGGUUGCAAUUUUUUCUCGAUUUCUUUUCUAUUUUUCUAUCACUUUUCUUUACUUAUUGCUAGUAGCGUCCACUUGGGCUAUGACUCUUGGACAAACGAAACGACUUUUCUUUUUUGGACCUCCUCGCUUUACAUCCCUAAUAUCUAAUAGUUUCAGCUGAGAAAAAGGACAAAACGAAAAAAGACUUUUCGGGCCCCCUUGGAUCGAUGGAGGACCUGACUCAACAUAUUUAACCACAUAGUUGUCUCGUCUUGUCAACCGUCUAUUUCCCGGGAUGGAUAUGCCAUCAUCACAACAUUCGUUUAAUCAAAAUAAGGGCGUCAUCACCAUGUCCGAUACAUCAGACUCAUCGAGGAGCCGCGGCCCCAGCGCCGAACUCCCUACCACCACGGAGAAGGAGAAGGAGAUCCAAACAACCACCGGCACGGCCGCCGCAACCGACGAAGAGGAGACCUCGGAGGCAGACGAGCACCAGGUCCGCGAAUGGUCCGCCGAGCACGACCUCGUCUACCCGGAAGGCGGCUGGACGGCCUGGUCCCAGGUACUGGCCGGCAACAUGCUCAACGCCCUCGCCUGGGGCUACCCGGCCACUUUCGGCGUCUACCAGCUCCACUACACCGAGACCUUGCGCCUGCCCGCCUCACAGGUCUCGUGGAUCGGCUCCGUGCAAAUCUUUUUGACGUUCGCCGUCUGUACCGUCUCGGGCCGGCUCACGGACGCCGGGUACGCCCGGCACGCCGUCUCCGUGGGUUGUGCCUUUGUGGUGUUUGGGUCCUUUAUGACGAGCCUGUGUACGAGGUAUUGGCAGAUUAUGCUAGCGCAGGGGAUCUGUACCGGCCUGGGGCUGGGCGUGCUGUUCAUGCCGGGCGUGGCUAUCAUCGGGUCGUAUUUUAAAAAGAGGCGGUCUCUGGCGCUCGCUGUCUCGGCGACGGGGACGGGAGUGGGGAGUUUGAUCUUCCCGUCGACGCUUCAGUAUCUCAUCCCGCAGGUCGGGUUCCCCUGGGCUGUGCGGUGCUCGGCGUUCGUCGCGCUCGGCGUGGCGACGAUUGCUAUUGCUCUGCUGAGGCCUAGACUCCCUCCGAGAAAGGCUGGGCCGUUGUUGGAGUGGUCGGCCUUCCGGGAGCUUCCGUACAUCUUGUACACCCUGGGAGUAUUCUUCUACUUCAUGGCACUGUACUUUGGCUUCUUUUAUAUCAACACCUACGCCCGCAAGGUCAUAGGAUUCUCCACAACAGAGUCGGUGACGCUUCUUCUCAUCACGAACGGAAUGGGCAUCCCGAUCCGGCCCAUCGUCGGCUGGCUAGCUGACCGCCACGUCGGCCCGAUCAACAUGUUCGUCAUGACCAUGUUCCUCCUGGGCUGCAUGGAAUUCGCCUGGAUCGGCGUGGAGACGAGGGCGGGCAUGUACGCCUUUAGCGUCUUCUACGGUCUGUCCAACGGCGCGACGCAGGGCGUUUUCGUCGGCUCGACCGCCAGCCUGACGACCGAUCCGCAGAAGAUGGGCACACGGUUCGGUAUGGUCGCUACCAUCUCGGGUUUCGCGACGCUGGCUGGUCCGCCGAUCGCGGGCGCCAUCAUCGACAGGUCAGGGGGCUCGUAUCUCGGGGCUCAGGUUUGGGGCGGCGUAAUGAUGAUUGCCGGUGCGCUGACGGUAGGAGCGGCGAGAACGGCCAAGGCUGGCAAGGCUUGGGGAGCCAAGUUGUAGAGAGAGGCACGAAUGACCAUGUGUCACACUUCAAAACAGAUAGAAUAGAAUAUGAAGUGGAUGUUAAUGAAGAAAUGGUAUAUUUUGAGAACUUCAGACCAAUACAAUGAUCCAUCAUAAAUCUGCAAUGCCAGGCGUUGUCGUAAGAAGUGCGAAUCUCAUCCGCUCGUCGUCGAAUUCACUUCUUCCUCAACAGGGUGAGAGCUUCCGACAGCAGGCGUGCAAUUUGCUUGCCAUCUUCCCAGACAAAGUCAUGAUCGUGAGUCAGGUCCUUGACAAUCGUGAAGUCCACUCCAUCCUUCUUCAGCUUCGCCGCCAUGGUAUCGAUCUCGGGCUCAUCAACCAGCGAAUCUUCCGGCGACCAGGCCAGUAAGAUAAGCGGCUUGGUAGGCAGCGCGUCCUUGAAGCUCCCUGAAAAGGUGGCCGGAACGACCUUGUUCCAAUAAUUCUGGUCGUCUCCAAAGGCACCGGCAAUGAAUUGCGUGUAAGUCUGUUCGUGGCGGGCAUUGAGGUUGUAAAGUUCGUAUAUUCCGGAAAUGCCAAUGAACGCAGUUGGCAUCUUGACCUCCGGCGGCGGGGCCGCGCCCAGCGCAACGGAUCCCAUGGGCAGUUGAAGGGCCAAGGUAGCGCCGGCCGAGUGCCCGAUGAGGAUAUAACGGUCCCCGACUUGAUAUUCACGCUGUAAGAAUGCAAGGGCUGACCAGGUGUCGCGAAGGUGAUCCGGAUGUUGAGCACAACGAAGUUCUGCGGGAGAAGUGACGUCGGGGUCUUGCGGGUAGAGGGGGUGUGGAGAGAGACGGUAGUCAAUGCUGAUGAAGCCACGAAUCUCAGACCUGGGGAUGGACCUGGACUUCAAGAUUUCCUGGAUAGAAGCGCCAAAGUCUUGAAGAGUCUUUCGGGGAUCACGCCAGGCACCACCGUGGACGUAGCUAGUGUGAAGUGAGUUAAUGAUUUACUGAAGCUGACAAGGGGAUGACGGUAUCUCAAGAGGGGUUAGAUAACCCACAUUACCCAGUAUCCAGAGGCAUUAUCCGUAUUUGAGGGAAAUUCCCACACUCCUAGCUUCUGAAGCUCGUUAUCAGCAGCAUAACGAUGCUCAGUGAACUUGAGAGUGGUUGGCAUGACGGCGGGUGUCUGGCCUGGGUUAGACGUUAGCAGAAUGCUGCAAUGCCUUCAGUUCCAGACCCUAGCUCGACGAGCGGCGGGUUGAAGCCAGACAAAGCAAAGCAAAGCAGGCCGAGGCUGGAAGUGAAAAGGGCGAGCAGUAGCAAUAGUACCUGGUCGAGACGGGGUAAUUCGCAGAAUGAGGGAGGGGUAUUCAGGGUGAUGAGACGCGAGUGUCUGGUCCGGCGGGGGGACGACUGAGGAAGUUUGUGUGUAAGGAAGUGUUUGUGUCAGUGCGAGGCUUUCGUGGAUAACAAGAUGUGUUUGUCACUCCGACGGCCCAGGGUUCGGAGCUGCUGACACCCGUUGGGUGGAGAGGGGUGAGUGGGGCCUUCCGUCUUCCGGGCUCCCGUCCUUACAUCCGCGUCCGAGAGCGGCCGAAUUUUGUGGCUUCCUUUCUCUGCUGCUUGGCCCGGCUCCGAGCGUCUGAGGCCGUGUCAAUGCAACUGUACGAUUCUCGCUAUUCUCCUCGUCUGACUGAUAUUUCGUUGAAAACAUUUUAAACUGCGACAUGACUUGGCCUUCAGAGCUUUUGCCUUUGCCUCGAUUGCGAGUCCCGCCAAUUCAUCGUCGCGCAGCUUUUCUCAUCCCUUUGUCACUCAAGGAACACCAGUGCUUCAUGAAAAGCUUUUUAUUGUAGUUUUACGCAUCGCAGUCUCUAUAAAGGCACCAGAGAAGCUUUCCAGUUGACUGCUGACGUUCAUGAUGAAC
Messenger RNA from Colletotrichum scovillei, 4057 nucleotides. RefSeq names its product major facilitator superfamily transporter. Gene Ontology annotation, molecular function: transmembrane transporter activity. The coding region runs from base 752 to 2182 and encodes 476 amino acids. Gene Ontology annotation, cellular component: fungal-type vacuole membrane. Gene Ontology annotation, biological process: transmembrane transport. NCBI's taxonomy places the organism in Eukaryota, Fungi, Ascomycota, Sordariomycetes, Glomerellales, Glomerellaceae. The transcript has 2 exons. The record is from RefSeq and is a predicted model, not a curated record.